AUGACCUUGAAAACCUCUUGCGGGGACGAUAUUCAACUCGUCAUCUCCCGCGUCUGCUCGGUUACUGUAUCGCCUGUCAUGGUAGUGCACGUAAAAAUGCCGGAUGGAAUGCAGACGGCCAUUCUCAAAUUAUUCGAUCGACGUUUUGGGCAUUUCCGCAAGAAGCAUCCAUACAACCAAGAAGCGGAAGCCGUGUGGCAAGAUUCUGUUCGCUCUGGUUUGGCGAAGAGGCUCCUUGACGAUCUCCGAAACGAGGAAGACAGUGUCCGAAGGGCGCGUUUUCAAAAGGAUGUUGAUGAAGGGGGCAGUGAAGAAGAAGAAGAGGAGGAAGAAGAAGAAGAAGAUGAUGAUGAUGACAACGAGAAUGACCUCGCCGAGUCGGAAGCUAUAAUAUACCACACAGCUCAGAGAAACUAUGAAAAUGAAGUACGAGCCUAUAGCCAACUAAAACCACUCCAAGGCCGAUGCACUCCCCGAUUUAUCGAAUCCGUCAUUGACAGCUCACCAGAGUCACCCGCGGAUCUUCCGGUCGAGUACUUCCAAGUUCGUGGUAUAUUACUUGAAUACCUUUUCGGCUUCCCCCUGUCAGAACUCACGGCGAGAAUCCCAAAUCAGCCAUUUCUCUGGGAGAAGAUAGUGCAAGGCGCAAUUGAUGUUGUUCGAGAGGUGAAUAGGGCGGGGGUUGUUCACCAUGACUGUCAACCUAGGAAUAUGAUGGUGUCGCAGAUGGGCCGCGACGUGUUUCGGUUAUACUUGAUCGAUUUUGCACAAUGUGCCUUCAGGGCCGACUACAAGGACACGGACGACGUAUAUGAUGAGGAUGGCUUUGCGCAUAUUGUGACCUUGUACGAUAAUCAUGGGGGCAUCGCAAUACUGAUGAGUCAAAGGGUGAAGAGAGAAACAUCAUAUACGCUUCACCUGAAAGCGCUAGAGGGGUAA
Molecule: messenger RNA, 939 nt
Organism: Metarhizium robertsii ARSEF 23
Lineage: Eukaryota; Fungi; Ascomycota; Sordariomycetes; Hypocreales; Clavicipitaceae
Product: Protein kinase-like protein
Exons: 1
Coding region: 1-939 (312 amino acids)
Source: RefSeq, a predicted model, not a curated record